Messenger RNA from Schistosoma rodhaini, 1461 nucleotides. The record is from the annotation of a GenBank genome assembly. NCBI's taxonomy places the organism in Eukaryota, Metazoa, Platyhelminthes, Trematoda, Strigeidida, Schistosomatidae.
AUGGGUGUGCACUCAUGUUCAUCUGUAUUUGAAUAUCUCAAAAAUGUUGGUGUUCAUAUGCUUGACGAAUUGUACACUCAUCCUCCAACAUGUCUUGUCGUUUUUAGAGAAUUACCUGAACUGGCGAAACAUUUUGUCAUGCGACUUUUAUUUAUUGAACAACCGAUACCAAAAUCUAUUGUCUCUGGGUGGGUUGAAAAGGGUUCUAGUGCACUUCUAAAUGACUCAUGUAAAGCUUUGACCGAUUUAAGGAUAUGGCACUCUACAGACAGUAAUGUUUCUCGAGGCUCUUGGUCUUUAAAUAAAAGGUACCAAGAAUCUAUUCGGAUAUCACUAUUCGGAGGUGGAAAACCCUUACUUGGAGAUUUAGGCAUUGUGACAAACGAUAAGUACUCAAAAAGCGUUGACUUUUUAAAAUCUUAUGCAGCUGAACGGUGGGAUGCUAUACUUCACUUUAUGGUAGGUUCUGAAUCAGCGGAAGUUGGAAGUGUUGUGAAGGAUGUCCUUUUAUUGUCCAAUUUAAUGAAAUGUGAAGGUAAUGAUUGUCCAAUCGGUAUCACAAAGCACGGGUUCCAUUUCUUGCUUAUGAGUCGACAGUUUCAAGUGCUAGUAUUCAUUUUGCACUACUUCGACUACUUGAAGGAAAAUGGUAAAAAUUUAGUUGGAGCCCUACAGUUCGUCUUCCAACUUAGUUUUUUGUGUCCGACAAAGAGCUAUCCAGUAGAGGCACUGAGUACUGCCCAACAGGAAGUAUUACAACAUAUGCGCGAACUCGGUUUAGCUUAUCAACGAAAACGUACAGCGCCUCGUUUCUAUGUAACUCCUCUUGCUUUGGAUUUCGCUGGAGGUCAUACUACUUUCUUGGAAAGUAAGUCAGGUGGAUGGGGUCCACAAUCGGGGGUUAUUCCUACUGGUGUCUCAAAAUCAGAUCCCACCGACAGCAAUAAAAUGUUUUCGCAGAUUUCAGUAUCGAAUUCUUCCGAUGUUGGUUACAUUUUGCUCGAAACCAAUUUUCGACUAUAUGCCUAUACAGAUUCACCGCUUCGUACUGCCCUUCUUAGCUUAUUUAGCAAAAUACGUGCACGUUUUCCUAAUCUUGUUGUUGCUGAUAUAACUCGUGACUCAGUUCGGGAAGCAUUAAUUCGUGGAAUAACUGCAAAUCAGAUCCUAUCUUUCUUAACAGCCAAUGCACAUCCAGAUAUGUUACUACAGAAUCCUAUAUUACCGCCUACUUUAACCGAUCAAAUACGACUAUGGGAAUUAGAGCGAGAUAGGUUUCUAUUUCAAGAAGGCUGUCUGUAUGAACAAUUCUCUCGGAAUACAGAUUUUGAAAUGGUUCGGGAUUAUGCUAAAAGUAUUGGUGUUUUACUCUGGGAAAAUCCUGAACGAAGACUUAUGGUUGUGUCUAAAGCAGGUCAUGAAGAUGUGCGGAAAUUUUGGAAACACAAACGUCCGUCCUAA